Rhincodon typus (whale shark) is the source of this 494-nucleotide messenger RNA. RefSeq names its product histone deacetylase 2-like. The record is from RefSeq and is a predicted model, not a curated record. The coding region runs from base 82 to 447 and encodes 121 amino acids. The transcript has 4 exons. Gene Ontology annotation, molecular function: histone deacetylase activity. Lineage: Eukaryota; Metazoa; Chordata; Chondrichthyes; Orectolobiformes; Rhincodontidae.
CCAGGUCGCUGUCGUUCAUGGUGACGCAGCGCAGGGGUGGCAGCAGGGUUGGUUGCGCUGCUGCAGGAGGCCGCGGGUAAAAUGGCGCUGGCCCAGGGCGGCGGCAAGAAGAAGGUCUGCUAUUACUAUGACGGUGAUGUUGGGAAUUACUACUAUGGACAGGGCCAUCCAAUGAAACCCCACAGAAUUCGAAUGACGCAUAACCUGCUUCUAAACUAUGGCUUGUACAGAAAAAUGGAAAUCUAUCGUCCACACAAAGCUUCAGCUGAAGAAAUGACGAAGUACCACAGUGAUGAUUACAUCAAGUUUCUGCGGUCCAUCCGUCCAGACAACAUGUCUGAAUACAGCAAGCAGAUGCAGAGAUUUAACGUGGGUGAAGACUGUCCUGUAUUUGAUGGGCUGUUUGAAUUCUGCCAGCUUUCAACUGGAGGGUCGGUUGGUAAGUAGACCGUUUACGUUUACAGAACAGCUGCAGGCCAUUGAUCCCAACUUGU